UAGACUAAAACAAUACACGUAUCUAAUUGAGUUUCAAAAGAGUUAAAAAUAGAAAGCGACACGACCACGAGUCAUUGUGAAGCUAAAAGAACCAUUCAUCAUUGUCUUGUGAAGGAGAGAAGGAGGCAAAGAGAAACAUGGGGAGAGUAAAAGAAAUAAAAAGAACAGCCAACGUGGCCUGGAGCCCACGCUCAAUCCAGUCCAUGUACUUAGCUGCUGGCACAGUUGCCCAGCAAUUAGAUGCUACAUUCAGUACGACAGCAAGCCUCGAGAUAUUCCAACUUGACCUGAGCAAAGGAGGCGAGGACAUGCCACUGGUCGGUAGCAUAGAAACGAAGCAACGAUUCCAUAAAUUAAUUUGGAGUGGGUUUGGCCUUGACGACUCGUAUCCAAUGGGCGUGGUCGUUGGAGGAUCGGAUAACGGGUCCGUCACACUCUGGAAUGUGGAAAAGAUUGCAAAUUCAGAGAGUGAAGAUGCUCUAAUAACUAGUCUGGAUCAACACAUUGGUGCAGUGAGGGCACUGGAUGUCAAUCCCUUUCAGUCUAACCUCAUUGCUUCCGGUGCUAGCGAGUCGGAGGUAUUCAUAUGGGACCUCAACAACCCCUCCAACCCCAUGAGCCCUGGCAACAAGCUCCACCCACUUGAAGAUAUCAGCGGGAUCGCUUGGAACAUGCAAGUUCAGCAUAUUCUCGCAUCGACGUCUCCCAAUGGACGCUCGGUUGUUUGGGAUCUGAGGAAGAAUGAGCCCAUCAUUCAAGUAUCUGAUUCUAACUCAAGAAUUCGCUGUAAGUCCAUAGCCUGGCAUCCUGAGGUAGCCACACAGCUGGUCACUGGUUCAGAGGAUGACCGUAGUCCCAUUAUCCAACUGUGGGAUCUACGAUACGCCACUGCCCCCCUGAGGGUACUGGAGCAACAUCAGAGAGGAGUCCUUAGUCUCUCCUGGUGCCCUCAAGAUGCCGACCUGUUGCUGAGUGCUGCUAAAGACAAUCAUGUGUAUUGCUGGAAUCCUAAUACUGAUGUACCAGGGGGAGAGGUUGUCUAUGAGCUUCCUGCUACCUCCCAAUGGAUAUUUGAGUGUCAGUGGUGUCCACGCAAUCCUGCCAUCAUUAGCACGUCCUCGUUUGACGGUCACGUGACCUUGUACUCCUUAUUAGGAGGGGGAGGAGCUUCUGAUGAUAACAAAGGCCUUGAGAGCCCAGUGGUUGAUACUAGUGAUCCUUUCUCAGCCAUUGCUGCUCAAAAGACCAAGAGGGUGGAUACAGCUCCUUUAAAGACUCCCCCAAAAUGGUUUAGGCGUCCUUGUGGAGCAAGAUUUGGAUUUGGUGGUCAGCUAGUCUCCUUCUCCUCUACUAAUCAACCCUCCCCUAGUGUUGUUCAUAUUAGUCAGGUUGUGACUGAGCCUCAGCUAUUGAAGCAGUCUGAUCAGUUUGAAACUGCAAUGAGUCAGCACUCUUAUCUUGAGUAUUGCUCCAAUAAGAUAUCGUCUGAUCCUGAGCACGAGCAAAUAUGGAAGUUUUUAAAGGCUAAAUUUGAGCCUGAGCCGAGGAGACAUUACCUUAACCUGUUAGGACUGAGUCCUGAAAAGCUCGCUGAAGAAGUGAACAGUUGGAUUGAUGUCAAGAAGCAAUGGGAUAUAGUGGAGAAUAAUGAUAAAGAUGAAGGAGAGGAAUCAGUUGCUACACUACCGCUGACCGACCCCGAGGGAGAGACUGCCCCUCUCUUUGACUCUGAAGGUCCAAGGAGUCCUUUUGAUGAUAUAGCUCGUGAAGUCACACCUCCUACUGCAGAUUUGUUUACUUUUGCUACCGGUGAAGACGGGAAUGAUCUUGAUGAUGAUUGCUUGCUCACUAAAGCAUUGUUGGUUGGUAAUUUCAAAGCAGCAGUUGACGUAUGCAUUAAAACUGACAGAAUGAGUGAGGCACUCAUACUAUCAGUUGCUGGAGGGUCCGAAUUAUUCCAAUCAACUCAGAAGCAAUUCUUUGAGAGCAAGAAAUCAGAUAGCACCAAGUUAAUAUCACUGAUAACCAGUAGGAAAUGGUCAGACAUUGCCCAGUAUGGUGACCUUACCAACUGGCGUGAAAUACUCUCUUGUCUUGUCACGUAUUCUACCAACGAAGACUUCACUAAGCUAUGCGAUGUACUCGGUAGGAGACUGGAGGAGACAGGGGACGAGGGUUGCUAUGACAAUGCGGCACUGUGUUACAUAUGCUCGGGGAAUGUUGCCAAAUUCGUCGAGUGUUGUUUGAGAUCUCGUGAUGGUAGUAUUGAUAAUCCAUUGACACUCCAAGAGCUGAUUGAGGAGGUUAUGCUACUCCGCGAGGCCAUAAGGAGUAAAAGUAAAGGAAACCCAGUGACCAUUGAUAAUGGAGUGCUGACUGAACAGUUAGGUUCAUAUGCUGCACUGCUGGCUAGUCAAGGAGCACUGAAGACAGCUUUAUUGUACCUUGAACAAACAACUAGUGAUCAAUCUGAUGUUAAUCUUCUUCAUGAUCGUCUUUCCCAACAUUUAAGAGGGACGUCCCCACGGUGUCCCUUUCAGCAAGUCAAUGUUAAACCCGUUGCUCCUGUGGUCACACCCACUGUCCCAAUGACCACGCCUACCUCGACCUCGAUGAUGUAUACUAAUAUGUACCAGCCAAAGGUGCCAGAAAAUGAAGUCACUAAAGGGUUAAAUAAUCAACCCCAACCUACUUAUUAUAAUAAUAUGAUGGGCGGGGCUCGUCACGAUUAUUCUCAUCAGGUUCCUCCAAUGGUACCAUCAUCACAUGGUACCAUGGCUCCACCUAUCCAGGCUCCGCCUACUUAUAAUCCUCCGAGUGUUGAUAUGUACCCUCCUCCUGGUUCUCACUCAUUUCCUGGGGCUUGGAACGACCCACCCACACUCAGGCAUGCUAAAAAGCAACCCAAGGUCGUAGCCCCACCUGUUCCAAUGACUAGCCCGUUAGCAUUAGCUCCAGUGGAAGAUUCUCCUCAUCAUGCUCCUGCUAAUGUCCCAUCAGUUCCUCCACCUAGCACUGGACCACCUACUAGCAAUAUGCAGCCUAAUCCUGUUGCUCCUGUUAAAGCUACAGCUCCUGACCCAAUUCCUCAGCAGCCCAUCCCACCUGAACAUGAAAUACUGCACAGUGUAUUCAAUGGACUGCUAAUGCAGUGCAAAUCAAGAGCCAAUAAUAACGUGAUGCGUCGUAAAGUUGACGAAAUAAGUCGUAAACUUGAUAUCUUAUACGACCUGAUCCGUCAGUCUCGUCUCUCACCUGACGUACUGCAAGGACUUCACGCCAUUGCUCAAGAUGUUCAAGGUGUUAAUUACGUGAGCGGGCUGGCCCGUCUCACCCACAUGGUGUCUACUAGUAACUUGUCAGAGAUAUCUUCAUUCAUGCCGGGCAUAAAGACACUGCUACAGUUAGGAAUGCAGCUUAGGGUCUAGAGUAGGACUUGGAACUAGCUUGCUAUUAAUAAUUUAUAAAUAUU
Messenger RNA from Amphimedon queenslandica, 3472 nucleotides. RefSeq names its product protein transport protein Sec31A-like. Bases 138 to 3428 code for a protein of 1096 amino acids. Gene Ontology annotation, cellular component: endoplasmic reticulum exit site; COPII vesicle coat. The record is from RefSeq and is a predicted model, not a curated record. Lineage: Eukaryota; Metazoa; Porifera; Demospongiae; Haplosclerida; Niphatidae. Gene Ontology annotation, molecular function: protein binding; structural molecule activity. The transcript has 21 exons. Gene Ontology annotation, biological process: COPII-coated vesicle cargo loading; endoplasmic reticulum organization; endoplasmic reticulum to Golgi vesicle-mediated transport.